Messenger RNA from Pneumocystis jirovecii RU7, 672 nucleotides. RefSeq lists its product as uncharacterized. The transcript has 2 exons. The coding region runs from base 1 to 672 and encodes 223 amino acids. NCBI's taxonomy places the organism in Eukaryota, Fungi, Ascomycota, Pneumocystomycetes, Pneumocystales, Pneumocystaceae. The record is from RefSeq and is a predicted model, not a curated record.
AUGAAAGAAGAACGUUUUAUCUAUUCAACAGAGAAAAACUCAUUAGAAAUUCGAAUAUACGACCCUGGAUCUACAGUAAAUGCUGCUAUUAUUGCUCAUCCAUAUGCACCAUUAGGAGGAAAUUUUAAUAAUCAUGUUGUUAUUGCAAUUGCAGAAAAAUUAUUUUCAUUAGAAUAUUUAGUAGUUACAUUUAAUUUUAGAGGUGCAUUAGGAUCUAAAGGUCAAACCAGUUGGACAAGCUAUCCGGAACAACAAAAUUUUCAAACCGUUAUCAAUUAUACUCUUACUAAUUUCCCUAAAAUUAAUAAAAUUAUUUUAGGCGGCUAUUCUUAUGGUGCUCUUAUUGCUAUUAAAAUGAAUCCGCCUAUUAAAAAUACAUUUUUUCUGCUUAUUUCUCCUCCUUUACCUCCACUUACAUAUUUUCUUGGAUUAUUUCUCCAAUUUACAUCAAAUAAUUUACAUAAAAAAGGUUUAGUUAUAUAUGGUGGCAAAGACUUACUUACAUCUUUAUUUUCCUGGAGAAAUUAUUGCAAAUUUUGGGCUAAUCUGAAUAGUCCAAAUGAGUUAAUUACUGUUAAAGUCGAAAAUGCAGGUCAUUUUUGGAGUGAAAAAAAUAAUCUUGAAAUUCUUCUUUCUGAAAUUUCCAACUGGAUAAAUUUUAUUAGAACAUAG